CUUUGCCAUCUGUCCUUGACCUUUCAGACACAACAAAAACCCCACCUUUCUUGGUGUCCUCUUAUCUUGUUCUUCCCCUCCUUCUCUCCUGGUCCUAAAGACUCAAUCUUUAAUGGCUUCCCGCUACAAUUCAUACGAUUCAAGGUCCUCAAAUUCCUCUUACUUCUCAGACCCAUCUUCAUCCACUGAACUAAGCUACAAACACUCAACUUCACGCGCAAUAAUCAAGUCCAAACCAGCAUAUUUGUCAGAAGUCAAGGUAAAAAACAAUGGAAAUGAUCACAAUUUAAGCACAAUGGUGAAGAAAUUCAUGGAGAAGAAGUCAGUAUCUUCCACGUCGAGUAAAGGGUCAUCAAGUAAGGGUGUGGGGUUGGUGAUUCCAUCGGAUUUAAUAGCAGAGGACUUGAAAAAGACUGCAAGGAAAGGGACUGCUUUUAUGGGUUUGCAGAAGAAAUUAUUCGGGAAGGAAAAUAAGAAGGAGGUGAAGGCGUUGACGGAGGCAAAAGUGAAUAGUAAUACAAGGACUUUAGCUAUGGUUUUGAAGAGUGAGAGAGAGCUUUUGAGUGCUAAUAAAGAACAAGAGUUGGAGAUUCAUAAGCUUAAGUUGAUGCUUGAAGAAAAGAACAAGGAAGUUGAGAAGUUGAAAGAUUUGUGCUUGAAUCAAAGACAAGAGAUGAGGUCAUUAAAAAGUUCAAUACUUUUUCCUGAUACAAUGAAUUCUCAACUUCAAGAGUUACUGGAGCAGCAAGGAUCAGAAUUGAAGCAAGCCAAACAACUCAUUCCAACUCUUCAGAAGCAGGUCACUUCCCUUACAGGUCAAUUGCAAUACCUUGCAGAGGAUCUUGCUGAGGUGAAGGCAGAUAAAUAUGCAAGGGCAUGCAUCCAAUAUCCUGGGAGCUCACCAGGAACACCAUCAUAUGACCAUGAAGAAACUGUUAAUUCCUUGGAAUUUAGCUCUUGCGAUGGUGCAACCCCGGGUAGUCCAGAUGACAUGCUUCUCAAGGAUUUAAAUCCAUGUUUAACACCCUAUUGUGCCGAGAAAAAAUCCAAGGAGUUUGAGACAAUGGGCUAUGAGUCUUCUCUUGACGCAAGCUUAUCGGAGAGCAACACGCAAACUAGCAAUGAACUUAGCUUCAGCUCUCGUCUGAGGAAGUUAUCCAAUAGUUCAGACUUUUACCAGAACUCCAGCGCAGGAAGCACAAUGACCCGAUCAACUCGCAGGUCAGAUGAAAGCAAAGGAGCAUACAGAAAGCAAACCCAACAAAGACAUUUCUAGCAUCCUAUCGGUCAUUCUGUUCUCAUGGGGCAUAUAUUUAAUCAACUGAUGCUUUUUUAUGUACUUUUUUUUUUUUAAUGAUGUUUAUGGAC
Populus euphratica (Euphrates poplar) is the source of this 1368-nucleotide messenger RNA. RefSeq lists its product as uncharacterized. The coding region runs from base 113 to 1276 and encodes 387 amino acids. The record is from RefSeq and is a predicted model, not a curated record. Lineage: Eukaryota; Viridiplantae; Streptophyta; Magnoliopsida; Malpighiales; Salicaceae. The transcript is spliced from 5 exons.